Molecule: messenger RNA, 4602 nt
Organism: Halichondria panicea
Lineage: Eukaryota; Metazoa; Porifera; Demospongiae; Suberitida; Halichondriidae
Product: intraflagellar transport protein 140 homolog
Exons: 27
Coding region: 148-4497 (1449 amino acids)
Biological process (GO): intraciliary retrograde transport
Cellular component (GO): intraciliary transport particle A; ciliary basal body; axoneme
Molecular function (GO): protein binding
Source: RefSeq, a predicted model, not a curated record
UAGCAACAUUCAACUAACAAGUUCCCUACAGUGCAGUGCUAGUUAAUUAAGUUUAGCCUAGCGAAGAAAGUGAAGGCCUUAUAAAAGUUGCAUUUUGUACUUAUUGUGGAUUGGAUUGCAAGCUGCAAGUCUGCAAGAGAGGCUGCUAUGGCUGUGUUUUUUGACAAACAUGUAGAGUUUCCAAGGCCAUCUGGUGGAGUGAGGAUUCAUCAUGCAGUGGAGUGGCACAGCAAGCAUGCAAUACUGGCAGUGGCCUCCAAGUGCGAGGCUACAGAUGCCGAGGGAUCAGUCAACUUCUAUAUAGAUGAGGGUGAGCUGAUUGAAGAUGCCACCAUCCAGCGUUCUGUCUCAGUGGAGUGCAUGCAAUGGCACCCAGUGAGACGUAUUGCAGUCAUUGGUUGGCAGAGUGGAGAGAUCACACUCUACAACGAUCAUGAGCAGACAUACUGUGAGCAGUCCUCCUUGCAUAGGUCACCUCUCACUGUGCUUAGAUGGAACAAGAGUGGCAGUUGCAUCAUCUCUGGAGAUAAGAGUGGCCUACUGGCGGUAUGGAAUGUGGACCCUCAAGGCAAGAUUCAUCCUGUUCCCAUACAUCAGCACCGACUGCAAUCAACCAUAGCGUACUGUGUGAUGCUCCACCCACCAACCACUCCCCCUAUCGGCAAGAGGGGCAGUGUCCUGGAUGCCUACACUUGGCAGAGGAAGGGAGCUGCUCAAAUGGCAGAGAGCAUUCAAGACCCCAUAGCGUGCUUCAUCAUUACACAAGAAGGAGCAAUGCUGUUCAUGAACCACUCUGGUGUGUGUAGUGAGAGGUCCCGUAUCAAUGGCCCAGUGCACAGCCUCCUGAUGAGGGGGGAUAUGGAGCUAAUGGCCGUGCUCACUCAUGAGAUGGGCCUCUCACAGUACUCUGUCACCUACGAUGGACAAACAUCUCAGACCAUGAAUGCAAAGCUGAGCACCCAGGCAACGUGUUUAAUCUGGGUGGGGGGUGGUGUGCUGGCCUCAUGCUCGGGGGAAGCUGCCGUGAGAUUCUGGGACUUUGAGGGAGGAGACAACUACAGUCUGGGACUAGGGGGUGGGGCUGCACCAGGGGAGGUGGUCACCUGUAUCAGCUACAACACUGAGAGAGGUGUUCUGGCCGGGGGUACUAGUGCUGGUAAUGUGGUCAUGUGGAAGUUUACAGGAGGAGACACAUCUCUCGAGGGCCCGGACCAGUGGGAGUUCCUCACAUCAUCAACAAUCGCUGCACCACCCACUCAACUACAGUGGGGCUCUGAGAAGCAGCUGUUGGUGGCCAACUGUACAAGCACUGUCCAGAUCCUCAGUGAGCAUGUCAUGAAUGCACACUACAACCAGCAGGUAUCAGUGGUCCAGGUCUCCCCCAGUGAGCUGAUGGUGGAGUGUCACAGCACAGGGCUACUACACACUGUCAAGGCAGCCAUGCAUGUGAGGGGUGUGGCUGUGAACCGUGAGGACGUGAUGGUGUGGAGUGGGCGGAAACUAGCAGUGUACGCUUUCUCCCAGGACAAGCCGACCAUCAGAGAUGCAGGUUCCUUCUCCACUGACACCCAGUGUGCAGCACUGUAUGAGCACAGUGUCUACACUAUUGAGAAGGGGGCCAUCAAUGUCAGGGCUUUCCAGGGGACGGUGAAGCAGGUGCUCUCGUUUAGUGAUGUGGAGGGUUCUCCGCUGUGUCUAGGGGUCGGAGGUCACCACAUCGUGGCAGCCACUGAUACUGGUUAUGUCAAAGCCUGGGACCUGGCUAGAAGGGAACCCAAGCUGCACUGCAGCCGACAGGUGCUGGGGGAAAGUGCUGAGUCAUCAAGAAUCACCUCUGUACAGUGCAACUGUAAUGGAUCCAAAAUCAGUAUUCUCUCCAACAGUGCUGGCUCACAGCUCCACCAGCUCACACUAUGGGAUGUAGACACUGACACUGUCAAAAUAUUCAACCCUGCCGUUCUCCUAGGCCACACCCACCCACCAGGAAACCACACCCCUCAAUACACCACCCUCCCUCCCGAGCUACCAGAGCCUACUAUCAAAGAGCAACACUCUCAAUUGAAGGCAUUGAUCAAUCAUGAUAUUGUAGACAGCCACUGGGACUCUAAUGAACCUCGGCUGUUGGUCCUAGUCACUAGAGGCAAGGCUAGUGAAGGGACCAAGAAGGGGAAACACAUACAGCCAGGUGCUGUGUUGGUAUCCUUGCUCGUAGCACAGGAUGUGGGUGUGGUCAUCAGUGAUGUACUGACGAUGGAGCCACACUGGAAAGGCCUAGUUGGAGUCAGUGUACCGUUCUUCUACAUCAACCAGAAGGGAGGUGAGAUACGGGACACUCCAUCAUUUGUGGGCCGUGUGACGAUGAGAGGAUUCUCUGGCCUGGAGGACAGUGAGGAGACUGCCCUCCACGCUAUGAUGGAGUUCACCUAUCACUCCACUAUUGGGAAUAUGGACGAGGCCUUCAGGGCAAUCAAACUCAUCAAGAGUGAGGGUGUUUGGGAGAACAUGGCGCGUAUGUGUGUCAAGACCCAGCGUCUAGACGUGGCAGCUGUGUGCCUGGGUAAUAUGGGGAGUGCUCGAGGGGCUAAGGCCGUGAGGGAAGCCAUGAAGAUACCAGAGCCAGAGGCACGACUGGCAGUGUUAGCCGUUCAAUUAGGCAUGCUGGAGGAAGCAGAAGAUCUCUACAAGAAAAGCAAGCGCUAUGACCUAUUGAACAAGUUCUACCAGGCGUGUGGUAGUUGGAAGAAGGCAGUGGAGGUGGCGGAGUUGAAUGAUCGCAUGCAUCUUAAGACCACCUAUUACAACUAUGGCAAGCAUGCAGAGGGUAUGGGAGAGCUAACAGCUGCCAUCAACUGCUAUGAAAAAUCAGGUACCCACCAAUUUGAAGUACCUCGAAUGCUAUUGGAGGAUCCACUGGAGCUGGAGAACUAUGUCAUGAAGAGCAAGGACAAGGGUAUCCGCAAGUGGUGGGCGGAGUAUCUUGAGAGUAUGGGCGAGUGGGAGCAGGCCAUGCAGUUCUAUGAGACGGCCAAGGACUACUAUAGUCUAGUGAGGCUCCUCUGCUUCAACGGGCAGGUGGAGCGAGCUAUGGAGCUGGCUGAGGAGAGUGGGUCCAAGGCAGCCUGCUAUCAUCUGGCCAGGAGGCUUAGCAUGGACACAGAAGAUCAUGAUCCUCGUAAAGCUAUUCAUUUCUACACCAAGGCCCAGUGCUAUACUCCCGCCCUCCAACUGGCCAAAGAGCUUGAACUGAACAAUGAUCUCAUGCGCCUUGCCCUGCUCAGCUCACACGAGGACAUGAUCGAUGCUGCUAGGUAUUAUGAGCGUAACCCCGAUACACUGGACAAAGCCAUCAUGUUGUAUCAUAAGGGUGGUGAGAUUUCAAAGGCCCUUGAGUUGUGUUUCCAGCAUCGUGAGUUUGAAGUGCUCAACCAGAUAGCCGAUGAUCUGAGUGAGGAUUCCAAUCCAGAGAUGACUAAAAGAGUAGCCGACUAUUUCAUUGAGAACAGUCAGUUUGACAAGGCCGUGGAGUUGCUGGUUAAGAGCAAGCAGGUCGGGGCAGUGUUGGAGCUGUGUCUCACUCAUCACAUCAAGCUGACUGAGGAGAUGGUUGAGGGGAUGACCCCACCCAAACAAGACAACGAGACCCCCCUGGAGAGUGAGAGGCGGGUGCAGCUGCUGGAGAGACUGGCUGACUGCUGUGCUGAGCAGGGGGCCUAUCAUCUGGCCACCAAGAAGUUCACUCAGGCUGGAAACAAAACUAAGGCAAUGAAGUGCCUCCUGAAGUCAGGGGAUACAGAGAAGAUAGUGUUCUUUGCUGGGGUCUCGAGACAGAAGGAGAUCUACAUAAUGGCCGCCAACUAUCUCCAGAGCCUGGACUGGCGAAGCAAUCCUGAGAUCAUAAAAAACAUCAUCAACUUCUACACCAAGGGCCGAGCCUAUGAGUCACUGGCCGGUUACUAUGAUGCUUGUGCACAGGCUGAGAUAGAUGAGUUCCAGAACUAUGGUAAGGCAGUGGGUGCUCUGAAUGAGGCUCUCAAGUGUCUCUCCAAGGCCAAGAGUAAGAACCCAGCUGCAUUGGAAGCCAAGGCUGCCUUCCUCAAGGAGAGGGUAGACCUCAUUCGGAGGUUUGCUGAGGCUAGAAGUGUGUACGAGAGUGAUCCUGAUGAGUGCAUCAAGCAGUGUCAGUCUCUGUUGGAUGAGCCUAAUCUAGACACGGCUAUUAGGAUGGGAGACGUCUUUGGGCUCAUAAUAGAACACUACGGACAAACUGGCAGCUAUCAGCAGGCCUACUCUCUGAUGGAGGAGAUGAGACAGCGUCUGCCCACUGUCAAUAUGACCUACUAUGUAGACAUUCGUACUAUCGAGGCCAUUCACUCGGGCCUGGGUAUCCCGCUGGGUCGUGGUGUGGGUGGAGGUGAUGUGGGCGGAGGGGAUGUGAGGCCUGCAGCUGGUGACGAGAGUGACGACAGUGUGGGGGAGGAAGUCGAUGAUGGAUUCUGAACAAUGAACUUAUUGUAAACUUAGUCAUCAACUUAAAUUAUUGUACACAUACACCAUGUCACAUACACCAUGUCAUUUUUAGCUUUCAUUAAUUUUUGCUCCUGA